Bicyclus anynana (squinting bush brown) is the source of this 9820-nucleotide messenger RNA. Its product is annotated as WD repeat-containing protein 20. Gene Ontology annotation, molecular function: protein binding. The transcript has 4 exons. The record is from RefSeq and is a predicted model, not a curated record. NCBI's taxonomy places the organism in Eukaryota, Metazoa, Arthropoda, Insecta, Lepidoptera, Nymphalidae. Bases 248 to 2008 code for a protein of 586 amino acids.
CUUGCGUCAUGUUGUCAGACAUGACACCUGACUUCAAGUUGCAUACACAAGAAAUCUAAUUUGAUUUUACAAUUUCCUAAAUAAAUCAUACAAUAAGACAUUUUACAGUCGGCCAGCUAAUGAGCUGAUCGAACUGAGUACUUACGAGCGAUGGAUAUCAACAGUCGGUCAAAUUCACGUGCGGGCUAAGAGAACACCAACAGGGAGUCUCUGGCGGUCUAGAUGAAUAAUAACAGGAUAUGAUAACAUGGCUGUGCAAUCGGACUCUGGCGGGAAGGACGAUGUGAAGACACAGUUCGUGACCCGGGAAGGCACGUACCGGUUGAUGACACUGUCGGAGUAUUCCAGGCCUAACCGAGUGGGGUACACCAGUGGGUCGGGCUCGACUCAUGUGCGCGUGUCACUGGUCUCUCUGCCGCCGGGGCCGGCGGGCGGAGCGCCCGGCUCCGACGGACAGGGCUCCGACGACAGGAUCUGCUUCAAUCACGGGAAAGAACUCUAUGUUUACGUGUAUCGUGGAGUCAAGAAGGCUGCAGAUCUCACAAAGCCAGUGGACAAGAAGAUGUACAAAGGCACAAACCCCACGUGCCACGACUUCAACACCGUCACCAUCACCCCAGAGAGCGUCUCCCUCAUCAUAGGGUUCUCGACGGGACAGAUACAACUCAUAGACCCCAUUAAGAAGGAAUUAAGUAAAUUGUAUAAUGAAGAGAGACUGAUAGACAAGACGCGCGUGACGUGCAUCAAGUGGGUGCCGGGCUCCAGCAACCUGUUCCUGAGCGCGCACGCGUCGGGGCAGCUGUACGUGUACAACGAGGAGCUGGGCUGCGGCGCCACCGUGCCGCACUACCAGCUGUUCAAACAGGGCGACGGCUACUCCAUCCACACGUGCCGCACCAAGUCCACCAGGAACCCGCUCUACAGGUGGGUGAUCGGCGCGGAGGGCAGCUGCAUCAACGAGUUCGCGUUCUCGCCGUGCGGCGCCAACCUCGCCGUGGUGUCGCAGGACGGCUUCCUGCGCGUGUUCCACUACGACACCAUGGAGCUCAUCGGCCGCGCGCGCUCCUACUUCGGCGGCUUCCUCUGCGUGUGCUGGGCGCCCGACGGCAGGUACGUGGUGGUCGGCGGCGAGGACGACCUGGUCACCGUGUGGUCGUUCGGCGAGCGGCGAGUGGUGGCCCGCGGCCAGGGGCACCGCUCCUGGGUCUCCGUCGUGGCGUUCGACCCGUACGUGGUCAGCUUCGCGGAGCCCGAGCACGAGGUGGAGGAGGACAAGAAAAGUGAGAGUGUGCAGUGUUACAGACUAGGCAGUGUUUCGCAGGACACGCAGCUGUGCUUGUGGGACUUGACGGAGGACGUGCUGAGGCCGCCGGUGCGGGCGCGGGCUUCCGCGCAUCUCUCGCCCAACAGCCAGAACUUCUCCCCGAACGGCAUCCCGGGCGCCAAGUUGCCCGUCAAGUGUACGAAGACGAAUAAAAUCGGGCACAAACACGCGGAGCUCAGCGGCAACGCGUCGGGCGAGCCGUCCGGAGCGAAGCCGGUCGCGAAGACGAAGUCGAACAACGUGUCCACUUUGAACAUAAGCGUGGGGAAAGCGAAGGAGGAGACCUCCGGGUCGUUAGGAGUCAAUUUCACGCAGCGCCUCGCCGGGUUUUCGUUCGGGGAGCGGCGGUCGGACCACCGGCGGAAUUUUAGCUUGACGAAGCCGGCGGAGAAGUCCACGACGAAUACGGUCGCGUUGAGGGGGAAGUCGGUCACGUCGGACAGUUUCGACCCGUUGAAACUGAUCGGGACGCCUUCCUGUCCGCGGUUCGACGAGUGUCCGGUGCUAGAGCCGCUGGUGUGCAAGAAGAUCGCCCACGAGAGGCUGACGGCGCUGCUGUUCCGUGCGGAGUACUUGAUAACAGCGUGCGCGGACGGCUGCGUCAACACGUGGGCGCGCCCCGCGAAGGCGCAAAAUGGCGACUCGAGGUCGAGACGCUCGGACAGGAUAGACCUCGUCGAUUAGGCGCUAUCCGGGCCUUGAUCCUCUAUGACAUCGACGGUAAUUACAUUCGCGUUUAUUUAACUUCGACGACAUAUUAUUAUAUGGAACUAGAAUUUAUGAUUCAUAAUAAUUCUGGUAUCAUGCUAAGCUUUGAUUGUGACAAUUUUCAUUCUUCUUUCUUGUCUAUGGUACUUUGCUAUGCGAUUAGUCUGACAUGCCUAAAAUAAUGAAAAACACUGUGGCGGUGGUAUGUAUGAGCACAACAAAACAAUUAUGCUUGGUUGUGUUCGUAGCUGGUUCUGGUAAAAAUGUAUUUUCAAGAAUUCUGCCAAGCAAGUUUGAGUAAGCCAGUCCGAAAUAAUUGGUGUUAUUUAAUCCAUUAGCGGCUGAUAUGAUGAUGAUUUGAUGAUCCAUAAGUUACUGCAUUAUUAGGUAACAUCAGAUAAAAUCGCAGGCUUAUCGUUGUAUGUAAGAUUUUACAGUAAUGAGUUGAAUGUCAUAGAGAAUGAAGUCCCCUGUGCUGUUGUGAUAAUGCCGAGUGAUCUAUGUAACCCGUCUAAGUACGUAGUAAUGCUUUCGUAUUUUGCAGAUGAAGACAUAAACUCUUAGGUAUAUGAAUUGUCUAUCAACAGACAGUCAACUAGACGAUUAUUUUGCCUGUAAAAGCAAAAUCAUGGUUUAACUGAAGAAGUAAAACUACAUCUGUUUAAUACAAAAGUUUACUAAUUAGCCUUCGUGUAAACUGAUUGUGUUCAAGGUUGCAUCCUUGUAUUCUACCAAUCACAGAGCCCGAUUAAAAUACUAACUUGUGAUUGGUAGAACGCGUACGUCAAAGGGCAUUAAAGCUUUUACAUACGGUCUACUGUUCGUUAUUAAGAUUUUUUAUGUUAGCUGUCAGACACACAUAUUAUAUAUCAUGCAUGCAUCAUGUUUCAGAAAUAGAAACUAUUAAGGAUUACCUAAAUACGUUUCUACAUGUUUGAGCUCUAUUGAAUGACUGGCUGAAUUUGUUGUGGGAUUCUUCUUUUCAGUCAGAUAUGCGUUUAAAAACGUCAUAGCUUCAAUUUUAUUUUUUCGAUCUUAUUACCUCAAUUUUAAAAUCAUGUAAAACAUAUUGCAAACUGUUUAAUUUGCAAUCAGUCGUACCUACUGUAGUUAUUACUAAACCGUACUAAAAGUUUCAGUGCUCUUUGAAUGCAAGCGUGAAGGCAAUGGUCGGUCACGAGGGUUAAAUUAUAAUUACUUAUAGUAAGGAAUAUCGACCCACUUGAAGUCAUAACUAGGUAAAAUAAUUACUUUAACGUAAUAUCACGUUUAUGUACAGCGUGUUUUAAUAACUUUAUUAUUGUUUUUGUUAAUAAAAUACAUACUAUGUGAAUAUUGUAGUCCGACUUUCUGUGAAUACGCCGAGAACACUUUUUUAAUAUAACCAGGUGUCAUUUUGCUAAAACUGAUGAUGCAAUAAACAAGAAAGGAGACGGCCCAUUUCUGUUCUUUUUUGCCUCAUAGCGGCAGAAGAAAAAAGAUUUUCCUAUAUGUAAAAUAAACAACAAGGGUUGGGACAAAAAUAUCUAUUCUUUAAUCUGUGCUGAAAAUACAAAUAUUUUAAGUUUUUCGGUACGUUUAGAAGCGCCCUUCAGCCAUCGAGAAAGGUGAAAAUGUAUUUAAUAUCAUUUCAGACAAGUGAUGUCACUUUCGAAAUACCGUUUUUUUUUAAACUGCCAGUCCACUUAAGCGAAGCGAGCCAGUGGAGCUGAGAAACGGAGAAAUAUUAACCAAUAGGAUUGUACAAAAUCUCCGCUAUUUUUAAGUGGACAGGGACUUGCGAGCUAGUUUAAAAAUUCAUAUGAAACCCGUAAGCGAAGCGGGGAAACGGAGCGGGGUUAAAUAAAAAAGAUGGUCCAUUUUAGGUCCACUCUUGUACCCCGUAUCAUUAAAAUUUUAAAAAUACUAAUAUUUUAUUAAAAUUUAUUAAAGUGAAUAAAUGUAACUAAAUUAAAUUGAGUGGCGCACCUUAAAGCAACUAUGUUAUGACAAUUGACAGCAAACGUCAAAUCGAUUACUGCAUUGAAAACGUCAUCAAUCCGCCAUUAUUACCCUUAUUAGUGUUGCAUUUCUUGGGAGAUAUUGAGUAUUAUUUCGAAAGAAUUAAAGUAAAUUCGUAAAUUUGUUUAAUCAAAAAUAGUUAAAAAAAAAAUAUUUCCGCUAGUGACUGGACCUGGGCUCGAUACAAUUUUGGACCAUCUCCUCUAGUCCGUUUCUCUGCUACGCACCCUCGCUCCACUUUGGUGGACAGGCAGCCUUAAACCCCAAUUUUGUUCAAAGUAAAGUGAACUUUACCUUAUUGUGAUAAGAUCUACUUUAAUGUUAAGAAAAUUGAGGUUAAAAUCUAAUAAAUAUGGCUGUUAGAGAUUAAACGGUUUGAUUGGUUGAUUAAAAACAUGUUUUAUAUUUUUUUUCACUUAAUACAAGGCAAGUCUUACGCCCUAUACAAUUUUGGGUUGUCUCCUUUUUUGAUAUUGUUUGUUUUAUAAGCACAUUAACACAUAUUUUGUUUUGAUUACCAAGUUAUUGCUUUCAUCAGUCAGUUGAGCAAAGACAGUUUUAAUGAAGGAGAAAUGGAAGGUAUAAAUGUAGCGAAAAAUUCCUGCUUUUUUGAUUCAAUGUGUUAAUUUGGGGUGAUAACGAAGAGAUAUUCCGAAUGUAGUAUCCGUUAUUAAGUAAUAUUUUUUUAUUUUGCAUGAAAAUAUUUUUUGCACACGACAAACAGACGUGUAACAUAUUUAUAGUGUUUACAUUAAAAAAAGAUUAUUGUACUUUGUACAUUUUUCUUAGUGUUGUGUAUAAAACUCUAUUUUAUACGAUUGGCCUCAAGUUAGUUGAAUACAGCCUAAAAUAUAUAUAAAUUGAAAUUUUCUAGGUUGAUUAUGUGAAUUGUAAAUUUUUUGAAUGUGGCGUUUCGAGUGGCAAUUAAAAAUAAAUUCAGAAAAACUUUUUUUUUAUUGAGGAGAGAGAAAACUCUCUUUCAUUACGAUAAGACUUGGCACACAUUAUGUUUACAGGCAUGCCAACAGGUGUCGACUAAUUGUUUCAAUAUUAGAUGCAGUCUCAGAUCAAUUACCUUCUAUUGGACUUGUUCAUUAUCAUUGUCAUCUGUGUCCUUACAUUACACACAACUAUACAUUUUAAAUCGUUAUACAAUAAAACAUCGAUUCUAUAGACGCAGUUUGUUUGCGUUAGAUCAUGAUCAUAUAGUAUUGACAGAGGGGUAACCUCUAGGCAGGUCCUAUAGAAGAUAAUUGUUCUGAGGAUGCAGUGCUUAAAGUCACAAUUCAUACACAUAUUUGUAUUUUUUGUAUUGACUUACCGCGUAUUGCUGUGCGAAUUUUUCGCUAAUUUGUUCCUAAACUAUACAGUACUGCGCAAUUUCAUUCUCGUACCAAUGGUAACUACAGAUAAGGGGGUUUGUGAAAAUGUUACGUGUGUCUUUUUAAAGAGUUGUGAGGUUUUAUGUAAUACUAUUACUAUUCCAUUUAGGCUGAUUGGAUUGUGCGCUGAGGCUUUGCUGUCCUUCUGAGGUUUCUUAAAAAAUAUCAUAGAAGUCUUAUAAUGUCAACAUGGUGAUAAGUUUUGAUCGUAGCUAAAUAAAUGUUCCUUGAACGCUAUACCCCAGGAUCCGGGAAGCAUUUUUAUGAUUAUUGAUUACAAUGAAGCUAAUUUUCCGUGAGUAGCUUCAUGAAGGUACCUUUAACUUUUUAAAUUAUGAAAAUUGACGAUUCUGGUAGCUGGUGUCGAUUCUGGUGGUUCCUAACAAUUUGGAUGACCUAUUUAUUGAUACAAGUUAAAAGAAGGGGAGGUCAUCAGAAAUUGUUACUAUACAACUGACUAAAAUAUUAAGUUGAUCAUAUCAUGAAGAUGAAAUCCCGGAUCCUGGACAUUUAUUCAGUUUUGGUUUAUCUGAGUUUUAUUAGACAAUUUCGUCGGUUUAUUAUGUCCAUUUUAGAUUAUAUUAAAAAGUCGUAUGCCUUUUGGUUUUAUGAUAUAUCAGAGAUAGAGCUCGUCUUAUUGAGGCGCCACAUCCACGAGAAACUUAUUAGGACAGUUUCAAUUUUAAAUAUUCGACUUGACUACGCAAUGAUUCUAAUAUCUUGUUUUGUAAUACAGAUGCAAGUUCAAAUAAUAGUAGAGUUAGAGCAGACAAAUUAAAAAUAAUAAGUAUCCUUUAAUACUCUGCUUUUAAGCUCCUGCAAAAAUAACCUAAAUAUAAUAAAUAUCAAAACAGCAACAAAACAAUGUCAAUCCACAAUUUGCUUACGAUUACUCUAAAAUCCUAAUGCAAAAGUAACUUGAACUUAUCUUGUAAGAAAAAUAAAUAUGAUUUGAUAUUUCCUCCUCCUCCAAUUGAAAAAGAUGAACGAAAUACAAUGAUAAUUUUAUACAAUAGAUCGGUUACGUUAAUAUUGUUUAGUCUUACUAUAUACUACGAGUGUAUAAGAUGAGACUGUACUAUAGUCAAAAAAUUUUCAUGGGUGUAGAUGGGUGAGCUCUGAUUUGGCUGACUGACUUGAUCUUUAAGAUGCAUAUAGAUAAUCUAAUAGUAAGUAAGUUAGAACUAAUCUCAAUUCAACAGAUUAAUAAUAUGGUAUUAUUUCCACUUUCUUUAAUUUUUUAUGGAGUCGCAUACUAAUCGUCAAAUAUAAAAAAAUUGGUAAGGCGGUAAAGACUUACCAAUUUUUUUAUUCUUUUUUUUUUCUUUAGUAGAAUUUAGCUAUCUAAGUUAGAACAAUUGUCUUAUAAAUAAAUGUUAGGGACUUAUUUAUUUCACCCAAGAAAUUAAAACUUCAUUCAAAAACAGUAAUUUUGUUUGGAGAAAUUAACCAAGAACCUUUUUUUAUUUGGUCUUAGACAAAAAGUAACGACACUAAAAGUAUCUAAGGUCUUACUCAAAGACCUUAGAUACUUUUACUGUGAGGGAUCAGCUAUAUUACGACUGCAUCGCUGCAUUGUUGCAUUUAUAUUAUUAUCAGGGAUUUUUCAGGGAUAAAAAUGAAAGUCCCAUUGAAAUUGGUACAGCUGUUCCAGAGAUUACAAACAGACAGAUAAUAUUUUAAAAAGUUUAUUGGUGUUUUAGUAUCGUGCCUAAAUAAAUUACUCGAGAAAACAGUUUUAUUUAAAUCAGAUACUUUUAUUUACAUGUACUGCAUUAUGUGACUAUGCACCAAUAAAUAGAUAAUUAUGGUGUCUUUUCUGUGAAAUGACUUUUUUGUCGGUUUGUCCAGAAAACCAGCGAAGUCUCAGUUUUUGUGGUUAAAAGAGAAUGUUUGGAUUUAUAAUAUAUCGAUAGUCUUGAGAUUGUACUGUAAAUGUAUAGACAAGUGUAUAUUGUAACUUGUAAGUGCGUUCCGGCUCACAUGUAAAUAUAGAUGUAGGAGUAACCGUGAUCAUAGAUCGCAAACCUUUUAGGUCACUUCACUUUUAUUUGAAAUCUCUCUUAUGAAAUUGUUUAGUCCUUUUAUAUGUUUAACAUUUGCAAUUGCAAAGCGUAUAUACUUAAUACUGUUGAGUGUGUAUUCCGUAUAUUUUUUUUUAGAUAAAUGUACUCAGUUUCAUAUUGAAUCAGCGCCGAUUCUACUCACGGAUUGUUUGGUUUUCUUUCUAUUUAUGUCUACUUUUUUAUGUACAUUAAAGUAUGAAAUUUAAGCAUCUAUUCGAAGUUAUAAACAAACUGAAAUUCUUAAUUAUGCUUAUAAGUAUCAAUACAAAAAUAAUUUGAGCCGGAAAUUUGCAUUACAACUGCCGGGUCAUAAUCUACGACUAGAUGGCGCUGAUUCAAAUCUAUAAAAAAACAAGUUCACUCUUAAGCGAUCGAAUAGGUACAACUUUUCAGUGUGAUAAAGUUUGUCCAGAUUAAAAAAGACGUAUGUAUCCUUAAUACUUAAUUAAACAACUGAGUAUAAUUUAUUGUAUGAAAUAGUUUAAGUGACGUAAAGACAAAAAUCAACCACCUUUUUCGGUGUCGAAAUCUUUAUUUAUUUUAAAAUUAAUUCUUGUUCGAUUUGAAAAGUUGUUGAAUCGAGCUCGUCUGUGAGACUUUGUUGUUGUCGAUUUUUGUAUACACUUAAUUGUUGAUUUAUCGUGUCAGAUAUAUUUUACACUAUACAUGAAGUUCUUCAUGGCUUACAGAUUUAAAAAUGUCCGUAUAAAGUGCUUCAGGGAAGGAAGAUAAACUUCUUCCUUUUAUGCUUACUUCAUGAAAUACAGUGUUUGUAUGUUUACUUCAUGAAAUUUCAAUGUUUCAAGGCCAGAUUACGUCAGCUAUGUCUACUUUAGGAAGUCUGUUUCGCUUUGGGUGUAUUGGUCAAAUGUACAGACAAGCGUCUGACAGUCCAUAAUCGACAGUUGGUGUGUAAAACUAAGGGAGUCUUUAACGAAAUGAACCUUUAGUUUAUACACAAACGCGUCUAUGGUCUGUCAUGAUACCACUAAAGUCAAAGACAAACAGUGUCCCCGGUAUUGUGUACAGUUCACUAUUGUCAAAUAUCACAUGUAGAUUAUGCAGUUUUGUGUAACUUUUCUUGUUGUCAAAUAUUCCAUACAAAGCAUAAUUAUUAUAAUUGCACUGUGUAUAUAGUACCUACGGAGGUAACACAACGACACGGCUUAUCGACUAUUUCAAAUUCUACACAAGAUGUGGGAAAUGAAAAUUUUGAUGAUAUCAUGCCUUGGAACAUUGCAUUAAUCCACAUUUCCGUUUAGGCCCGGUUGGUGUAAUUCUCAUUUCGUAAUAUUGCCUUAAUUCGCAGUUGAUUCUAUUCUCAUAAAAUUAAUAAAGAAUAAAAUGUUGGCUACAUCUGAAAUCCAUUUAUUAAACAGUUUUAUGUCUAGUUAUGGUAUUAUGAUAAAAUAUUAAUUUUAAAAAAAUAAAAAAGGAAAGAAAAAUUACAUUAGAAAAAAAACCUAUUAAAAGUAAAUCCAUUUCACGUAAUUAAAAUUAAUUGAAAAAUUUGUGAAUUUGAUGUUAUAGUCAGAUGAAAUGAUAAUUAGACCAAUCGGGAUUAAACUGUUCUGUCAUGCCAUCAAUUUAAUGGUUUUAGUUAAAUAUGUUUAUACCUAGUAAUAUCCACAUUGCAUUUCAACAUAUUUCCUACUGUGUAGAAAUUAUGAGUAUCAUUUAUUUUUAUCCUUUAUUUAUAUAACAUGUAUAGUUGUUAGUGUGUAAUUAAUUCAAUCUUGAUAUCAUGCAGUGCCACAGUUUAGAGAUCUUACAUUUCAGAAAAUGUACUGACUUUUUAUAGCUUUUCUAUAUUAAUAACGAGAUUGAACUUACCUUGAUAUCCUCAAGAUUAUUAUUUUUUUUUUAAUUUUCAUCGUAAUCGUAAAAUGGAGGUCUAUGUUGUCUAUCUACUGACAAUUGUAUUCAAUCAAAGAGUUGCAAAGUCUGCUUACGUAUAUGCACCACAAUACGCCUUACUGUAUAAGAUUUUUUAAUUUUCAUGCAAAAGAUGCAAAAUAUAACAUAAUAUUCGGUGGUAAAUAUAUAAAAUCAGUUCUGUAGAUAAAUAUAGCUGCCGCUAUGUUUUCAUGGCAGUCAGCGUGUGAUUGUAUCCGAACUGUAAGAUAUUUAAACUGUGGCCACAUUAUUGUUUGUAUAAAUAUGUUUAUUGUUGGUAAAUAAAUGUUAGUUCCACACGAAGUUACUAGAUGUCGCGCGGGCGGCGCUAUAAGCAACUGAUUAUGUAAUAUUAAUUUAUUGAAGUUUGUUCAAAAACUAGUGAGACACGAAUUAUGAGCCUAUCAAGUUUAUGAAAUAAAUAGACGAUUCUCUUUAUAAAA